Juglans regia (Persian walnut) is the source of this 1058-nucleotide messenger RNA. RefSeq lists its product as uncharacterized. The record is from RefSeq and is a predicted model, not a curated record. The coding region runs from base 86 to 718 and encodes 210 amino acids. Lineage: Eukaryota; Viridiplantae; Streptophyta; Magnoliopsida; Fagales; Juglandaceae. The transcript is spliced from 2 exons.
ACCCAUCCGCUAUACUGCGCACCACCUCCAGCCAUUUCCUUCGAACUCUAUACUUCACUAACAUGCGCCCCUCCUCUUCACCGCCAUGGCCUCCAACGCAACCUUCCCCAAACCCCAGAAAUCCUCAAUCCCUAACUCUAACCAUAACCCUGCCCUCUGCAAGCACUCUCCCUCUGCCACCCUCGACCUCCUCAUCCUCGUCCUCGUUCUCUUCUCCGGCUCCUUCCUCCUCUCUUCUUAUUUCUCCUACGUCUUCCACUCCGUCUCCCUCCUUCUCUCCCACUUCUCCCCUCUUCUCCAUCAUCUCUCCGUCCCUUACCUCCUAUCCUUCCUCCUCUUCUUUGCCAUCUCCGCUGCCCUCGCUGACUUCUGCUGCGGCUCCCGAUCCCGGCGCUGUCGAAACCCUGCCUGCAAGGGCUUGAAGAAGGCCAUGGAGUUCGAUUUGCAGCUUCAGACCGACGACUGCGUGAAAUCUCCCGCCAAGUCCAAGGAGAUCGAUGGCUUGCCCUGGAAGGGCGGAAGCGAAGCUAACCCAGAUUACGAGUGCCUCCGAUCCGAGCUUAGGAAGAUAGCCCCGCCCAAUGGCCGAGCCGUCUUGCUCUUUCGCGCGCGAUGUGGCUGUCCUGUCGCCAAGCUUGAGGGCUGGGGGCCCAAGCGUGGGAAGCGGCAUAGGAAGGCUGUGGCAGUCAAUGGGGUAGGAGCCGGAUGUCAUCGCUGAACCUUUGCGAUGUGUCGUUGGGUGCACUUCACAUAUAUUUACCUUAUGAUUCUAUAUCAUCUUACUUCAUCAAAUUAUCGAAACAUUUUUUUUAAGUUAUAUAAAUCCCAUGGCGCUCCAGAAACAACCUUCCCCGCACCUGCAUUGCCUCGGAAGACUCGUUUGUGGAAGGAUAGAUACCAGAUUUAAUGCAAAUAAAAUAUAUGAAAUGCCAAAUGAAUAUCUCUGCCUCUGAAAUUGUAGAUUUAUGUAGCUUUUACCUGUCUCUAGUUGUUAAUCAAUUUGGCUUUUUAAACUCUCAUAAUUUAACAUGGGAAUUUCUCUCUCCAUAAGCUGCAUC